AGAAAGAAAGAAAGAAAAAAAAGAAAAGAAAAAGAGAAGAGAAGGGAGAGAGAAGAGAGGAGAGAGAGGGAGAGACAAAGAGAGAGAGAGAGAGAGAGAGAGAGAGAGAGAGAGAGAGAGAGACUGGCUUCGGCAGAAGACGCAGUGAAAGAACGAGAAGAACAAGUGAAAAAGACUUCCUCGACGCAUCACAGCAAAGCCAGAUAA
Messenger RNA from Penaeus monodon (black tiger shrimp), 207 nucleotides. RefSeq lists its product as uncharacterized. The transcript is spliced from 4 exons. The record is from RefSeq and is a predicted model, not a curated record. The annotation marks the transcript as partial. NCBI's taxonomy places the organism in Eukaryota, Metazoa, Arthropoda, Malacostraca, Decapoda, Penaeidae.